CUGACACCUCAACAAAGAAAAUCUAUCGGUGAACUAGACGUAUUUCAAAUUCCUGGUAAAAGAACACGUUCCGUGCCAAUUUUGCUAACAAAAAUGAUGCGAGAAAACAUCUAUUUGAUAAUAGCUUGUCGUGAAGAUCUGAACAUUCCGAGCUCUAAUCGAUAUUUAUUUGCGAGAGCUAACACGGAAGAACCUUUUGAUGGUGGCAAAUGUCUCGAAAAGAUCAAAAAGUAUUGCAAUUUGAAAAGACCUGAAAUGCUGACUUCUACUGGCAUGAGACAUCACAUAGCAACCAUGUCACAGGUACAUUCGAAACAAAAUGAUCAGUAUACAGAGCAUCUGGCAGGGUUUUUAGGACAUGAUUUGACGGUUCACGCAAAAAAUUACAGAUUGCCUAUGCAGGUCUUACAAAAAGCGGUUGUUGGGACACAAUUGAUAGAGUAUGAAAAUACAAUUAGAUCACAAAAUAAGAUAAAGACGGUUACUUCACAGUCAGAAAUUAUCAUACGAAACCAAGAAAAUGAAAAUCCGAUUGCGGAGUUUGAAAACACACAUACAUCACAAACAAAUCAAAAUAAUAUAGAAAUAAUUACUUCUCAACACCAAAACAAGGACAGUCCUGACAGCUGUUUUAAUAAAAAGGAACUAACAUUAGAUACAACCAAAAAUCUCAACAGAGGCAACAAAGAUCUCAUAUUCAUAAGUAAUGCUAUAGUUGAAAACAUCGAAAAGGAUAAUAAAGAUACUGAAUUUUCCAAAAAAUCGACAAAGUUUGUGAAACGAAUUCAAGUGCAAGUAUCUACUCAAUCCAGCUCAUUCUCGGACAGUGACGAAAAUAUUGAAGCUAACAGAGAUGAUAAUUUAGAGAAACCUAAAAUAUUUCAAAAAACACGACCUACCAAAGUUUCCACAAUAACUGAAAGUGAGAAAAAAGGCAAAAUUAAGAAAGGGAAGAAUAAUACAGAUGGAAGUGACAAUAAAAUAAAAGGAAAACUAAUGAAAAAGAAGUCUAAUGUAGAUGAAAGUGACGAUGAGAUAAAAGCUAACUCUGAAAAAAAAAGAAUAAAGAAACAUCCUGUAAAAGUGUCCAGUUCAAGUGAAACUGAAAGUGAAGAUGAGAGAAUACAUAGACGAAAAGUCACACAUAGAAAAUGGACCGACGAAGAAAUAAAAGCAGUCAAGAAACACCUACAUUCCUAUAUACAGAAAAAAAUAAACCCAGGCAAAGCAAAAUGUAUGGCAGUUUUAAAAAAAGAACUUGUUCUUCAAAACAGAACGUGGAUGCAACUUAACACCUACGUCAAUAAUAUUUAUAAAAAGAAGUAA
Messenger RNA from Parnassius mnemosyne (clouded apollo), 1326 nucleotides. The record is from the annotation of a GenBank genome assembly. NCBI's taxonomy places the organism in Eukaryota, Metazoa, Arthropoda, Insecta, Lepidoptera, Papilionidae.